AUGUCUAUCCAGCAGUUCGAGCCUAUCAGUGAUAAUGAGGAAGAUGAUGAUUGUGGUCAUGAUAGUGAUGGUGAUAGUGAUGCAUCUUCGCCAAGAACCCAAGUUCUUAGCCUAGCCCAGCCCCUUGUUGAAGUUGAACAGAGCCAGCGGACUCUAAUAGAGGAUGAAACUAGUGGUGAGCCUAGCUUACCUAGUACACAGCGUUAUUCAGGGAGGGUUCGGCAGCGCUCAACACUUCUUAAUGGAUAUGAAACUGAGGGUUGGAAGCGCCGGAAAACUUCGAACUAG
Messenger RNA from Penicillium odoratum, 288 nucleotides. RefSeq lists its product as uncharacterized. The coding region runs from base 1 to 288 and encodes 95 amino acids. Lineage: Eukaryota; Fungi; Ascomycota; Eurotiomycetes; Eurotiales; Aspergillaceae. The transcript has a single exon. The record is from RefSeq and is a predicted model, not a curated record.